GCCGCCACCAUCUACAUCGACCAAUUGCGGUAGUGAUAGAUUUAAAGUAGUGGUAGAACAAUAUAAAAAAUGCGAAAAAUUCGUCAUCGAUUUCUACUACUUGAAAGUGAAAGAUCCACCUAACCUGUUGUUAUCAUGCUCAGUAUACCUCUUAUUUCUAGAGGUGGCUAUCUUGCGUAGCUUGUUGCUACAUAACCUCAAUUUCGGACUUUGACAGUUCUCUUCACUAUAAUACGACAUUUUUCAAUCAUAACAGUAAUAACUCAGCUUGCAGCUUCGAUUUCUCGAUUGCAAAUGUAUAUCCAAUGAGUCGGCGCGAAAUAACCUGAAAUUAUGGCGGAGGAUCACGUUGCAACGCCUAAAUCGAAGAUCGAACGUACAAAGGUUAGUAACGAGGAUAGAGAGGUGGACAUUAGCCGUUACUUCAACGACGCGCCGCCGACGAUCUUCGACGAGAUCGUUGCACCCAAGAAGCCCGAUUACUUCAACGUGCAGUCGGCCUCGGUGAGUCGCGUUUCAGAUUACGCUUCCUUGCCCGACGGUGCGUCGAACAUCCCUUUCUUUAACUCGGACGCCCUGCGAGCGUCCGCCACUUCUACGCUGCUCGAGCCCGUCGAACGAGCUAUCGAGCAUAGCGCGUCGAGUGACACGCAUCGCGAUGCCUGGGUACCAUCGGAGCAUACGCGAAAGAUCCUGCGAUCCAUCGCGACCACCGCCGCCAGUAGCAACCAUCUGGAGCGCGAGAAUCUCACUAUGCCGGGGUUGGCAGUGCACGGCGACAUGCCCGACCCCAUCAAGAACGCGUCCAUCCAUUUGCUUGGCGAGGACGAGAACAUCCAUAGAAACGUGCUUACCGCGUCCGACGUAACGCAGGACGAGCGUGGCUUGAGAAACUUGAUUCAAGCCGGCUGCUAUCACGCAGCUGUCAACCUAUCCGGCAGGUUGCUAGCCAUCUAUGCUCAAGGCUACGGCAAGAUCAACCAACCCAGCAAACACACUCCUCACUCGCUGCAACUCUGGUACACAAGACUGUCGCUGUUGGCCAAACUUAGGCAGCUGGAAGUGCUGGAGAACGAGUCCCAGCCGUUUGGCAAUCUAGAUAAACCCGACAUGUACUUUAGGUUUUAUCCGGAGUUAUAUGGCACGAGAUCAGGCUCGAUGGCAUCGUUCGCGUUUCGACUGCUGCUUGCCGAGAUCCCGUCUUACUGCGGUAAACCCAAACAGGCGUUAGACAAUUUGUAUAGGCUCCUCGUAACCGUCAAUCAGAUUAUGGCGAACCUUCAGGCCGGUCUACACGGCGAAGGGACGCGGACGGUCACAAAGAUCAGUGAGUCUGAGCAACGAGAUGCCGUGCGACUGUGGACCGCCAGGAAGUCCAGAAUCCUCGUUUCCAUCGUCAACUGCGCGGUCGGCAUGAAGAACUACAUUCUCGCGAUAGAAAUCUUAGAGGAUCUAUGCAGGUUACCUGACUGGAGCGCAGAGCAGAUGGGAAUUCUAUGGUCGGCUAUAGGAAGAGUGCACUUGUUUCUCGGGGACGUCUCCGCGGCGGAGAAGUAUCUCGUUCGUGAUGGGAAAGAAGAGAAGACGUCGAGCGUCCGGGAGCUGGUGGACAGCGGACUGAUGGCGGUCGCGCAGAACGCUUUCCAAGAGGCCUACAGUUGCUUUCAGUCCGCCUCGGCGAUGGAUCCGUCCAGUGUGAUGUUGAUUAAUAACAUGGCCGUGUGUCUGCUCUACACCGGCCAAUUGAAGGCCGCCGUGCGAUUAUACGAGAGUCUCGUCAGUAGGAAUCCCCUCAAAAGUCUGCAGGAGCCGAUCCUAUUGAACAUGUGCACGUCCUACGAGUUGCACACUACGCACUGCAAGCAGACUAAGCUGCACCUGCUGCGCCAACUAAACAGAUAUAAGGGUGACGCGGCGGAUAUUCAGUGUCUGAAACUAGCAAUGUGAUGUUAGCACUGUGUACAAUUGUUACUUGUUAAUGUUAACAACUUGGAACGCGAGUUCCUGAUUGUAAUAUGUUGUAGCUAAAUUCGCGCGGUAAGGUGAAUCGUCCUCGCCACCGCACACACAUACACACUGAGCAGUUGAUUUCGAUGGCAUUACGCUGAGUUAUUUAUUGCUUAGUUUUCUUUCUUCUCCGUUUGAUGCGACCGCGCACGAGCUCGAGUCGCAAAGCGUUCAGCCUCAGGGAAGGUGUAAUCGUUGUGAUAUAUUGAGAGAGAAUAAAAGUAUAAUGUUCAGUUACACGAA
This is a messenger RNA of Odontomachus brunneus, 2250 nucleotides long. Its product is annotated as trafficking protein particle complex subunit 12. The coding region runs from base 334 to 1947 and encodes 537 amino acids. Gene Ontology annotation, cellular component: TRAPP complex; Golgi apparatus. The record is from RefSeq and is a predicted model, not a curated record. NCBI's taxonomy places the organism in Eukaryota, Metazoa, Arthropoda, Insecta, Hymenoptera, Formicidae. The transcript has 2 exons. Gene Ontology annotation, molecular function: protein binding.